Molecule: messenger RNA, 1086 nt
Organism: Nicotiana attenuata
Lineage: Eukaryota; Viridiplantae; Streptophyta; Magnoliopsida; Solanales; Solanaceae
Exons: 1
Coding region: 1-1086 (361 amino acids)
Source: RefSeq, a predicted model, not a curated record
AUGACUCUGACCUUAGCUGUCAAGAGAGGUUGGACUGUUUUUGAACUUGAUGUCAACAAUACUUUUCUCCAUGGUGACUUAAGUGAGGAGGUCUACAUGAAGGUUCCUCCUGGACUUGAUAUUUCUUUUUCUUCCUCAUCUCUACCACUGGUUUGCAGACUUAAGAAGUCCCUCUAUGGCCUCAGACAGUGGUUUUCAAAACUUUCUGAAGCCCUGUUAUCUAGAGGUUACAUUUCAAGUCUUAAUGAUUAUUCUCUCUUCCCCAAAUCAACCUCUAAUUCUCUGGUGGUCCUUGCUGUGUAUGUGGAUGAAAUCCUCUUAGCUGGGGAUGAUGUAUCUGAAUUGAACUCAUUAAAGUUCUUCUUGGAUUCUCAAUUCAAGAUCAAGGACCUGGGUACAGUACACUAUUUUUUGGGGUUAGAAGUUUCUCAACAUCCUCAAGGCUAUCUUAUGACUCAACAGAAGUAUGCCAAUGAUCUCCUUGCUGAAUUUAAUUGCCAACAUUUCUCACCUGUUCUCACUCCCUUGAAUUCUUCCUCCAAACUGGUAUUGGACUUGGGAGAACCACUAAUUGAUCCCAGCACCUACAGAAGAUUGAUAGGUAAACUCAACUUCCUUCAACAUACCAGGCCAUAUAUUUCUUUUUCUGUACAACACUUGAGUCAAUUUCUUCAGAAGCCUCAAGUGCCCCACAUGCAGGCUGCUCUGCAUGUCCUAAGGUACCUUCUAAAUGAUCCAGCUCAGGGUAUUCUACUGCACAGUAGUUUUGAUUUCUCUGUUCUUUGUUAUUCUGACUCUGAUUGGGCUGCCUGUGAUGUCUCUCGCAAAUCUAUCUCUGGUUUCUGUAUAACUCUUGGUGGCAGUCCUAUUUCAUGGAAAAGCAAGAAGCAGCCCACUAUAUCCUUGUCUUCAGCUGAAGCUGAGUACAGGACCUUGAGGAAGACUGUAGCUGAAAUCUCUUGGUUAGUUAGACUUUUGGGUGAUCUUGGUCUGCCUAUUCACAGCCCUGUCCCCAUUCACUAUGACAGUCAAGCAGCAUUACAUAUAGCCAAGAACCCUGUUUUCAUGAACGUACUAAACACAUAG